CCUGAAAGUCAAAACAACCGUUGGCUGCGGUAACGGUAGCUUUCGUGGCUUCUCGGAAAUCCGUUUGAUGUCCGCCUGUUUCAAGCCCGGGCUUGUUACCCUGACAGCAGAGCCGCGACCGCUGACCGGCGGUUUAGCUUAGCUCGCAGUCCGGCGUACCUUAAUCACUUCGGGAGGGAGGAAAAGAAAUAACCCGAGCGGUUUAUGAACAGCAGGUGCACGGGAAUACCAGAGCACCUGCCGCUACAGGCUGAGUCACUGCUGGUGAGGAGGAAGGUCUGGAGAGGGAACGAGAGAGGAGGAGGAGGAGGUGGAGGAGGAGGGGGAGAAGAAGACGAAGAAGGGAGGGAGGCAGGGAGAUAAGCCACAACAGGAAGCAAAGCGACACACGCGCUUACACAUACACACACACCGCGUGUUUGUGCGUGUGUGUCUGAGAGGGAGACUGCGCGAACGAGAGGGUGAACGGGAAAGGAAGGGAGGGAGAGUGACGCGGAGGCUGGGAGAGCCGCCCCCCACUCCUCUCCUCCUCUCCCUCUCUUUCUCUCCUCUCCUCCUCUCCUCCCCUCCUCCCUCUCUCUCUCUGUGGAGCAGGCGUGUAGCGGCAUCAGACUCGGCGUGAAGGAACCAUGAGCGAUGUCACCAUCGUUAGAGAGGGAUGGCUCCAGAAACGGGGUGAAUACAUAAAGAACUGGCGGCCGCGUUACUUUCUUCUGAAGACAGACGGCUCUUUCAUCGGCUACAAAGAGAAACCUCAGGAUGCCGACCUGCCCUACCCACUAAAUAACUUCUCUGUAGCAAAAUGUCAGCUGAUGAAGACGGAGAGGCCGAAGCCAAACACCUUCAUCAUACGCUGCUUACAGUGGACCACUGUUAUCGAGAGGACCUUCCACGUGGACACGCCUGAUGAGAGAGAUGAGUGGACAGAGGCCAUCCAGAUGGUGGCUGAUAAGCUACAGAGACAAGAGGAGGAAAGGAUCCAGUGCAGUCCCACCUCUAACAUCGACAACAUGGUCGAGGAGGAGAUGGACAUCUCCACCACACACCACAAACGCAAGACAAUGAGUGACUUCGACUACCUGAAGCUGCUGGGAAAGGGAACCUUUGGUAAAGUGAUUCUUGUCCGAGAAAAGGCCAGCGGAAAGUACUACGCCAUGAAAAUCCUUAAAAAAGAGGUCAUCAUAGCCAAGGAUGAAGUGGCUCACACACUCACAGAGAGCAGAGUACUGAAAAACACCAGACACCCAUUUCUCACUUCAUUGAAAUAUUCAUUCCAGACUAAAGACCGCCUCUGUUUCGUCAUGGAGUAUGUUAAUGGAGGAGAGCUGUUUUUCCAUUUGUCCAGAGAGCGGGUGUUCUCAGAGGAGCGCACGCGCUUCUAUGGCGCCGAGAUCGUCUCGGCUCUUGACUACCUGCAUUCAGCCAAGAUUGUGUACCGGGACCUCAAGUUGGAAAACCUGAUGCUGGAUAAAGACGGCCAUAUGAAGAUCACUGAUUUUGGACUCUGCAAAGAAGGCAUCACAGAUGCUGCUACCAUGAAGACCUUCUGUGGCACACCAGAAUACCUCGCACCUGAGGUCCUGGAGGACAACGACUACGGUCGGGCGGUGGACUGGUGGGGUUUGGGCGUGGUGACGUACGAGAUGAUGUGCGGCCGACUUCCCUUCUACAACCAGGACCACGAGAAGCUGUUCGAGCUCAUCCUCAUGGAGGACAUCAAGUUUCCGCGCACUCUGUCGGCCGAUGCCAAGUCGCUGCUGUCCGGCCUGCUCAUCAAAGACCCCAACAAACGGCUCGGUGGAGGACCAGAUGACGCUAAAGAAAUAAUGAGACACAGUUUCUUCUCUGGUGUCGACUGGCAGGACGUCUAUGAUAAAAAGAUGGUCCCUCCCUUUAAGCCGCAGGUGACGUCGGAGACGGACACCAGAUACUUUGAUGAGGAGUUCACAGCCCAGACCAUCACAAUCACUCCACCAGAGAAAUUUGACGAGGACGGGAUGGACUGUCUGGACAACGAGAGACGACCGCACUUCCCUCAGUUCUCCUACUCUGCCAGCGGGCGGGAAUGAACUGUCCAUCUCGAUGACAUUAUCAUAGCUGAUCUCUGUGGUCAUCAACGGGGGGCAAAAAGACCCGCAGCUUUGGACCGACUCUGAACAACCGUGACAUGAAGGAUUUUACCCUUCUCCUCCGCUUUUCUUCAUCCUCUCUUUUUCACCUCUGCAGUCUGCUGCUCUAAUGUUUUUUGUGAAUCCCUUUUCAGAGAGAACUUCCAGACAAAAUUUCUUUCUGCCCCCCGAGAUGAUCUGAAUUGUGAUGUGAUCCGUUACUGUGUAAUGUCCCUUUAAAGACAGGAGCAUCACCGGUAGACUGCUGUGCUUUGAGGCGCGUCGGUCGGACCAAACUCUGAUCCAGUUAGACAAACAGCUGACGCAUUUUUAACAUUUCUGUGGCUUCUCAUCUGUGAGAUGGAGAUACAGCAUUUAGAGACAUUCAGACCCAAACUGCCGUUACCGGUUGUAUCUCAGGCUUUUACAGACACACAAACAGAUACUCUGAUUUCAAAUCCUCACAUAAACGAUUCUGGGAUCGAUUAAGGCUGCCUGGCAUUGAGCAGAACCCUCCACACCUCAUGUCGUCAAGCAGGAUUUGACUCAGGUUUUGCUCAGUGCAAUUCAUUAUUGUUGUUGCUGCUAUUUCAACUACUACAGGUAGUCCUACUCCUACUACUACUGCUACUACUUAAACCCGGUGCUACACUACUAGCUUAAUGCUGCAGGUCAUUACACAGGCGCCAGCAACACAUCCACCACCUGUAUUAACAUCUAUGCUUGUACAGCUGCAGAACAGGUGUUGCUCCUCCUAAAGUACUGCUAAUACACAUCUGUAGAUUAUAAUGGGAUGUCAUGUUUGAGUGUGUGUGUGUGUGUGUGUGUGUGUGUGUGUGUGUGUGUGCGUAUGUGUGAGCGAGAGAGAGAGUGUGUGAAAGUGGGUUUGUGUUUAAGAUCGCGCCUCAAAGCACAGCAGUUCAAAAGGAUGAAGCUCCCAAACCAUGAGCUUUACUAGGUUACCCACAAUGCAGUGCAAGGUGGUUGAUACAUCCAUCACAGCAGAGGUGAAAAUGAGAGGAAAACGGUUGGUUUGAAUGUUUCCCCCUGACGUUUUUUUUUUUUUUUAUUUAUUCCCCCCAGCUAUCAGUCCCUCUUGUGUCCCAAAAGGGAAAACAAAAAAACAAAAACAGUACUUUUGUGUCGAUGAUAGAAAGCUUUACUGUGACAUGUCGUCGUCAUGGCUUUGGGAAACCACACGGCUGUACCUCUCUGUGUUUGCGCAGGAAAGGGAAAAGAUACGAGAAGUCCAGUAUGGCAGGUUGGGCAUUGUGAUGAGAAGAGAGAGAAAGAGAGAGAGAGUACAGGCGAAAAGCUCAGAGAAUUAUAUGAAAUAUUUGUAAUGUGAUAAUUUAUGAGCUGAUUUCCUGUUUCCUGUGAGAUUCUUAUGAAGGACUUUUUUAUUUAAAAAGAAAAAAAGAAGACAUUAUGUUCGGUGAAGAGGUACGCAUCGACAGUUAUGGGUUUACACCAAUCACAGCAAUGGCUAUAAUAUAUAUAUGUUCUAUUUAUUGUUCUACUCAUCGGUUUUAUAUUUAACUUUUUCUAUUGUUAUUACAUUAUUCUAGAAAAAAAAUAAAUAUUUCUUAGGGCUGAGAGGAAAAAAAAGGCACCUCAAGAAACAAAAAUG
Messenger RNA from Acanthopagrus latus (yellowfin seabream), 3738 nucleotides. RefSeq names its product RAC-gamma serine/threonine-protein kinase. Gene Ontology annotation, biological process: protein phosphorylation. NCBI's taxonomy places the organism in Eukaryota, Metazoa, Chordata, Actinopteri, Spariformes, Sparidae. Gene Ontology annotation, molecular function: protein serine/threonine kinase activity; ATP binding. The record is from RefSeq and is a predicted model, not a curated record. The transcript has 14 exons. Bases 630 to 2069 code for a protein of 479 amino acids.